Messenger RNA from Chaetomium fimeti, 2199 nucleotides. RefSeq lists its product as uncharacterized. Gene Ontology annotation, molecular function: snoRNA binding. Gene Ontology annotation, cellular component: box C/D methylation guide snoRNP complex; small-subunit processome. The transcript is spliced from 3 exons. The coding region runs from base 108 to 1925 and encodes 605 amino acids. NCBI's taxonomy places the organism in Eukaryota, Fungi, Ascomycota, Sordariomycetes, Sordariales, Chaetomiaceae. The record is from RefSeq and is a predicted model, not a curated record.
CUUGAAGCCCUCUAUAAAAGUGCAAGCACGGCCGCAGUUGAGCUGUCUUACCACGCUUCCACCAACAAUAGAAAGCGCGGCUGGGCACCCAUCAACAAGCCUCCAUCAUGCCUCUCUUUAUCCUCACCGAGACCAGCGCAGGCUACGGCCUUUUCAAGGCGGCUGAUAAGAAGCUGCUGGAUUCCGACAACAUCAGUGAUCGUCUAUCCACCGUUGACAAGAUCGUCAAGGAGAUCAAGUACAAGGAGUUUGCAAAGUUCGACAGCGCCGCGACCGCGCUCGAAGAAAUCGCUGGUGUGAUUGAGGGCAAGGUGACGCCCAAGCUGGCCGACCUCCUCAAUGAGUUCAAAGAUGAGAAGAAGGUCACUCUGGCCGUGGCCGAGAGCAAGCUCGGCAGCUCGAUCGUCAAGCUUCCCGAGUUGAACAUCAAGCCCAUCUCCGACUCCACGACAAACGACCUCUUCCGUGCCAUCCGCCAACAUCUGCCGGAGCUCAUCCCCGGCAUGCUCCCAGAGAACUUCCAGGAGAUGUCGCUGGGUUUGUCGCACUCGCUCUCGCGGCACAGACUCAAGUUCUCUCCCGACAAGGUCGAUGUCAUGAUCGUGCACGCCGUUUCCCUGCUUGACGAUCUGGACAAGGAGCUUAACACAUAUGCCAUGCGCGUGAAGGAAUGGUAUGGCUGGCAUUUCCCCGAGUUGGGCAAAAUCUUGCCCGACAACCUGUCCUACGCCAAGGUCAUCGUCACCCUGGGCUUGCGUUCCAACGCGACCGAGGCUGAUUUGUCCGAAAUCCUCCCCCAUGAGAUCGAGACGGCCGUUAAGGCCGCUGCCGAUAUCAGCAUGGGCACUGAGAUCACCGAUGAGGACCUCGAAAACAUCAAGCUUCUCGCCGAGCAAGUUAUCAGCUACUCCGAGUACAGGAGACAGCUUGCUGAGUACCUCGAGAACCGCAUGAAGGCCAUCUCCCCUAACAUGACGGAGCUUGUCGGCGCUCUUGUUGGUGCUCGGCUCAUCGCCCACGCCGGCUCCCUCAUCAGCCUCGCCAAGAACCCCGGUUCCACUAUUCAGAUCCUCGGUGCUGAGAAGGCGCUCUUCCGUGCGCUCAAGACCAAGCAUGCGACGCCCAAGUACGGUCUCAUCUACCAUGCCUCUCUGGUCGGCCAGGCUUCUGGUGCGAACAAGGGCAAAGUGGCUCGUCAGCUCGCUGCCAAGGUUGCCCUUGGUGUCCGCACUGAUGCCCUCGCUGAAUUCGAGGAUGACGCGGACGAUGAGACACGCGCCAGCCUGGGUAUCCGGGCCAGGGCCAAGCUAGAGAACAACCUGCGGGUGCUAGAGGGCAAGCCGCUCUCCAAGGGCGUUUCCGUGGGCCCCAACGGCAUCCCGCUCGGUGCCCCCUCCAAGUGGGACAUCAAGGAGGCCCGCAAGUACAACAUUGACGCCGAUGGCCUUUCAGCCGAGGCGGAAGCGCCUAAGAAGCCCCUCAUCGAGGAAGUUGACGAGGAGAUGGCUGGGCUCGACGUUUCGGCGGAAUCUGAUGAAGAGAUGCAAGAAGCUCCUAGUAAAAAGGAGAAGAAGGACAAGAAGGAAAAGAAGGAGAAGAAGGACAAGUCGAAGAAGUCCAAGGACACAGAGGCUGCUGCGCCUGUCGAGAUUACCGAGAAGGACUACGAGCGUCUCGCUAAGGAGGUGGGCAUCUCAGUCUCCAAGUUCGCCCGCCGGUUCGAGAAGGGACAAAUCAAGGUGAACGCCGACGGCACGGUAGAGGUCCUCGACAAGAAGGAGUCCAAGGCUCGGGAGGUCGAGGAGGCGGAGGUUGAGACACCCGUCAAGGCCAAGAGCUCGAAGCGCAAGCAUGACGCCGAGGAGGCGACGCCAGUCAAGGAGGAGAAGCCAAAGAAGAAGAAGAAGAAGUCCAGCAAGGAGUAGGCAGCAACCUCUCCUGCUAGAUUUACGUCUUUUACUUCCUUCUCUGUAUGAUACACCUGGCGUCCCGGCUGGUGGUUUUGGCGUUUGGAUGGGCACGAGUACGGCGUUCGGGCGGAUUGGUUGUGUGAUUCAUGCCGCACUCCAGUUUCGGGUGGUGAAAAGGCGGAAACGGAGGCUAGUUGCUGAUGCGCUCUCACAGGGGCACGUAUUGUUAGCACAGCGAGGACAGACUCUACCGAGUAUUAGUAUUGAAGGUUAUACAAUUUGGUUUCAA